Molecule: messenger RNA, 1519 nt
Organism: Impatiens glandulifera
Lineage: Eukaryota; Viridiplantae; Streptophyta; Magnoliopsida; Ericales; Balsaminaceae
Product: CBL-interacting serine/threonine-protein kinase 12-like
Exons: 1
Coding region: 62-1519 (485 amino acids)
Biological process (GO): protein phosphorylation; signal transduction
Molecular function (GO): ATP binding; protein kinase activity
Source: RefSeq, a predicted model, not a curated record
AUUCCCCAAAUAUAAUUUCCCAAUUUCAAAACUCGGCCGAGAAGAAGAAUUGAAAUUCAAAAUGGCUCCAAUUUCAAAAAAGGAACCAUCUUCCCCUCAAUCCGCCCUUCUUCUCGGUCGUUACGAAAUGGGAAAACUUCUCGGCCAUGGAAGCUUCGCCAAAGUCUAUCUCGCCCGUAAUAUCAAAACCAACGAAAGCGUCGCCAUUAAAGUAAUCGAUAAAGAGAUGAUUUUGAAAGGCGGGUUCAUGGGUCAUAUCAAACGCGAGAUCGCGAUCCUCCGUCGCGUCAGACAUCCAAACAUCGUUAAGCUUUUCGAAGUUAUGGCUACGAAAUCGAAGAUCUAUUUCGUAAUGGAAUACGUUCGCGGCGGCGAACUUUUCGAUAAAGUCGCGAAAGGGCGAUUGAAAGAAGAAAUCGCUCGUAAAUAUUUCCAACAACUCAUUUCCGCCGUUUCGUUUUGCCACGCCAGGGGAGUAUUCCAUCGCGAUAUCAAACCGGAGAAUCUUCUUCUCGAUGAAAAUGGUGAUCUUAAAGUGUCUGAUUUUGGUCUCAGCGCUGUUUCAGAUCAGAUUCGACAAGAUGGUCUUUUUCAUACAUUCUGUGGAACGCCGGCGUAUGUCGCGCCGGAAGUUCUCGCCCGGAGAGGAUACGAUGCUGCUAAAGUCGAUAUCUGGUCAUGUGGGGUUGUCUUGUUUGUAUUAAUGGCUGGUUAUUUACCUUUUCAUGAUCAAAACGUAAUGGCAAUGUACAAGAAAAUCUACAAUGGAGAAUUCCGUUGCCCAAAAUGGUUCUCACCUGAAUUAACCCGUUUACUAUCUCGAUUACUUGAUACAAACCCUGAAACAAGAAUCACAAUCCCUGAGAUUAUGAAAAACAGAUGGUUUAGAAAAGGGUAUAAGCAAUUGAAAUUCUACAUAGAAGAUGAUAAAAUGUGCUGCGUUUCCGACAUAGAAUCUGAUCAAUCACUGUCGGAAUCUGAUUCCGAGAUUGAGAUUGAUAAAAGAUGUUUGCCGAGAGCUGUGAGCUUGAAUGCAUUCGAUUUAAUAUCGUUCUCUAAAGGGUUUGAUCUAUCUGGGUUAUUUGAAGAAGGUGGGGAUGAAGAAGGAAGUAGGUUUUUAACAGGUGCACCAGUUGGUAAGAUUAUAAUGAAAUUGGAAGAGAUGGCUAAAGUUGUGAGCUUUACUGUGAGGAAGAAAGAAUGCAGGGUGAGUUUGGAAGGGUCUAGGAAUGGAGUGAAAGGACCGUUGACAAUAGGGUUUGAGAUAUUUGAAUUGACUGUUAAUUUGAGAGUGGUGGAGGUGAAGAAAAAAGGUGGGGAUAGAAUUGAAUUUGAAGAGUUUUGUAAUAAGGAAUUGAAACCAGUUUUGAAGACACUUGUUGAAGAAGAAGAUCAUAAUCAACAUGUUUCUUCUUUACAUUCUUCAUUUACUACUGCUUCAUCAAAUUCGUUUUUAGAUUGUUCUAGUUCUUCAACUUCUUCUUCUUUAUCUUUACCUUUGCCUAUAGAUAUUGAAUAG